This is a messenger RNA of Dreissena polymorpha, 1213 nucleotides long. RefSeq lists its product as uncharacterized. The transcript is spliced from 5 exons. Bases 127 to 726 code for a protein of 199 amino acids. NCBI's taxonomy places the organism in Eukaryota, Metazoa, Mollusca, Bivalvia, Myida, Dreissenidae. The record is from RefSeq and is a predicted model, not a curated record.
AUUAGAUAUCAUAUAUAGUCGAUACUUUACACCGUAAAAUUGGACUGUAAGACCAAUUAGUGCGGUUAAAUGAUAUGAUUAUGAUGAGCCUCACUUCUUAAAGAAAGUUAUUAGUUCAGUAAACUUAUGUGCUACAAGUUUUAUCAAGAUAUGUUUUUCCAGAUCUGGGUGUUCAUUUUUCUAUGGCUUGCAGAGGAAGUACACAGUUCUCUCCAAUUGAACAAGAAGAAGGGGGACAUACAGCUUCCGAUUGAGUGUUCAUUGAACAGCGAUAUAUCUUUUAAAUUUACUAAUAAAAAAUUCAACAGAACACAAACCAUUGCAGCAUGCAGCACAAAUAUCAAUAGCUGUUAUUUAAGUGAUAAAAUCCUGGCUCGAAGUUACGCAAUAGCGAAAUCUGACGUCGGUGGAAUACUUUUCAUAAUUGGCGUAGGUGAGGAUACGUUUGGGACGUAUACAUGCUAUGAGACGUACAAUCAUACGAAUUCUGCUGCCGUUGAUAUUAGUGGCAACGAUCUUCAAACUUUUUGUUCGACGGGAAAAGUCAUCACAGAAAAUACUCUCAACUUCAUCGGAGUUGUGCUUGAUGGAGUCCAGACAGUUUUGUUGUGUCUUGGAUUCGUCUGUAUUCUUUGCAUAACGUGCAAAGUGACCUGUUGUAAAAAGAGAAAACUGCUAUGUGAAUGUCGGAAAUUUAUACGAACACUGAAUCUGAACGUGAACUAAUGAAACCUGUCGAAGAUAUGGAAAUAAAUGAUAUUGUACGGAAGUACAAAGGGCAGACACCCCAUCACACUCCGUCUGCGUACGAUGCUAUUGCUACUUCAGCAUAUAACCCGUUGCGUAGUCAGAGUCAUCGAUACUCGUUUACCUAGCAGUUAUGCCGAAAUACAAUUAUCUAUCGAAGUUAACUAAGACAUAUUUCACGAAGUGAUAAAAGUUACAGAUGGCGAAAUAAUUUUGUUUCAUCUUUCUGGAUUGCACCUGUGUUUUAGCAGACAAUCUCUAUCUAGUUCAGUUAUCCUUUUUCAAACUGUAAUUCAUGUAAAUUUCGAGCUCAGAUUUUAUAUUUAGACCCCUUAUUUUUUAGUACAAGGCGUUACUGCUGUUCUGAAGAUAUAACGAAUAUGCUAUGCUUGGUCAAUGUCUCAUUAUAAGACAUGGUUUAAAAUAAAAUUUUACCAGAUGAUUAUACAAAAAUACUUUCCUGAUA